UUGCCGAGAGCGUGACGAACGGUCGCUCGAAAAUACAACAAGGAAGUGGACAUUUAUAGGAAAGGGGUAAAUAAUAUUCGGAUAUAGGCGAAUUCGAACUUUUAAAUUGCUCUCAAAACCUCGUUUUAAUUAUCGGGGGGUAUAGUCACCUUGGACUUACCCAAAAGCCCGUUGCAAUCCAUUUACAUAACCGUGGAUCCAGAUUAGCAAUGAAUACAGACGUGGAAUUUCACAUCAGACAAAAUUAUCCGUGGAACAAGCUACCAGCAAAUGUCAAACAGAGCCUUGGAAAUUCCCAGAGGGAAUACGAGAAACAUGUACUUCUGUACAGCAUCCGUAACCAGUUACGAUUCCGCAAUAACCUAGUGCGGCAUGUGAAAAAGGAUGAACGGAAGUAUUACGAAGAGCUGCUGAAGUACAGUCGUGAUCACCUGAUGCUGUACCCCUACCACCUGUCUGACAUCAUGGUGAAAGGCCUGAGGGUCACGCCCUUCUCCUACUAUAUUGGCAUCAUGGAGGAUAUCAUGAACUGUGAGAAGAGUUACGACUCCCUGCCCAACUUCACUGCAGCCGACUGUCUUAGGCUCAUGGGAAUUGGUAGGAACCAGUAUAUCGACCUGAUGAACCAAUGCAGGUCCUCCAAAAAAUUCUUCCGCAGGAAAACGGCACGUGACCUUCUGCCUGGCAAGCCGGUGGAGAUUACGGUGGAGCCGUGGUGGGUGGUGCAGACCGGCUACAUCACCGAGGAUGAUAUCAGGAUCUGCUCGACGGCCGAGAAGAAGGCCAUAGAUAAGAUGAUUGAUUCGGGUCCCCAGCUCGCUGGCGGAAUGGAGUACAAUGUCGUUCUGAGCCUGUACAACCGCGGCUACAUCUACCUGGACGUGCCCAUAUCCGAUGACAGCUGUAUAUCAGUGCCCCCACUGGAAGGCUUUGUGAUGAACCGGGUGCAGGGAGAUUAUUUCGAGACGCUUCUCUACAAAAUCUUUGUGUCCAUCGAUGAGCAGACCAACGUCUCCGAGCUCGCCAACGUUCUUGAGAUUGACUUGGGGCUUGUGAAGAAUGCCGUAUCCAUGUACUGUCGCCUGGGGUUUGCCUUCAAGAAGGGCCAGGUUAUCAGCCCAGAACAGCUUCACCCCUCCUGGAAGAGCGCCCCCUCUGUCAACCGGUUGAAGGGCACCCUGGACACUCAGAAGAUGCUGCUCUCAUGGGAGGGUGGAAGCCCAGUGAUGGAGGCAGGUUCCUCUGCCACUGACACAGACACCACCAGUCUGGAGGACCAGGACACGGCCAGUGUGAGCAGUCUGAGUAUCCCAGCAGCUCCGACUAAGCGCAUCGCCUUCCUGUUUGACUCCACUCUCACAGCCUUCCUUAUGAUGGGAAACCUAUCUCCGAACCUGAAGAGCCAUGCGGUGACCAUGUUUGAGGUGGGCAAACUCUCCGACGAGACCCUGGACAGCUUCCUGAUGGAGCUGGAGAAGGUUGAGAGCACUGCGGAGGGGGAAGCCCAGCGCUACUUUGACCACGCUCUGACCCUCAGGAACACCAUUCUCUUUCUGCGCUACAACAAAGAGCUCACCAGCGAUCAGGGACCAGACCUGCCCAACAUCGGGCUGCCGUUGGACCUGCUGCGCUGUGAGAGUCUGCUGGGUCUGGACCCGGCCACCUGCAGCCGCGUGCUCAACAAGAACUACAAGCUGCUGGUCUCCAUGGCGCCGCUCAGCAACGAGAUCCGACCAAUCAGCAGCUGCACACCACAGCACAUUGGUCCUGCCAUCCCCGAGGUCAGCUCCAUCUGGUUCAAGCUCUAUCUGUACCAUGUGACUGGACAGGGUCCGCCCUCUCUGCUGCUGUCAAAGGGUUCCAGGCUCAGGAAACUUCCAGAAAUCUUUCAGGUGUAUGACCGGCUGCUAAUUACUUCCUGGGGUCAUGACCCCGGUGUGGUGCCGACCUCUAAUGUGCUGACGAUGCUCAACGACGCCCUCACCCACUCGGCCGUUCUCAUCCAGGGUCACGGCAUGCAUGGCCAUGGAGAGACCGUUCACAUCCCCUUCCCCUUUGAUGAGGAGGAGCUCAAAGGAGAGUUCUCCUACUCCAACAUGGGGGUGCACAAAGCCCUGCAGAGCCUGCGCGAGCACGUGGACCUGGAGCACCAGUGCGGCUACAUCACCAUGCUCAACCACAACAACCGCCACCGCCGCCGGAACAGCGACGCCUCCGACGGACGAGGAGAAUUAGAGCUGGGUGGUGGCUUUGACGCUAAUGGCAGCACAGAGUCCUUUGAACUGGUUACUGAAGACAACAAUGGAGACAGGAAGCCAGGCGUUGAAGCGUCAUCGUGUGAGGAUGAGUGGGUGCCCCUGGAACUGUGCUUUGGGAUGCCGCUCUUCAGCUCGGAGCUUAACGGUAACAUAUGCCAGAAGAUAGCUGCACACAAACUCUGCAGCAAAGACAGUCUACAGGAACUGCUACAUUCCAGCCGGAGGCUGUCUUUGAAAGUGUUGAGCUUCGUCCAGUCAUUCCAGGACGGGGCUCAGACCGCAGACCCGGACAGCGGGGUGACCGGUCCGCUGAGCCAGCCGCCGGCCGAGGCCGGGGUUCCCCUGCCCGCCCUCAACCUGCUCUUCAGGGACGGCCAGCUGACGCUGUGGAGCGGGCGGGCGCCCCCUUCGCUGCACAUCUCCGCCCUACAGAAGGACGUGCCCACAUAGAAACUACACCCACACACACACACCCACCCCCAACCAACCCCACCCUACUUCAGCCCGCCUGCUCUCUCCCCGGGCCCCACACAACCCCCACCUUCCCCCCCCCAUGGUCAGUCAUUUAUCGAUCACUUUCAUGUCUUGACUAGGUUGCCAUGGCAACGUGGGGUUUUUAGUUCAGCUCCAUCCUUUUUUUUUUUGCCCACACCCUUCAAAAUGGUGCUGCUGUUGUUGCCGCUGGCGAUGCUGCCGCUGUCAUAUCUGGAGGCAUUUUCUGAGGAAGGGGGCCCCCGAGGUGCGCAAUAGCCCCUCCCUGAGUCGAAGUCGCUCAGACCAGCCACACACACACACACACACACACACACACACACACACACACAGACAUACACACGCACACACACACUCUCACACCCUCCCAAACCCUCCAGACAUGCAGUUGGCAAAUAUCACCUCAGUCCACACAAUGAGAUCAGUCAUUUAACAUGGAAAGAUCAGAAUGAAAACAAAUAAUAUGUAACUAAAAAAAAAAAGAAGAAAAAAUCACAUGCAACCUUAUGUUGAUGGUCACUGUAAAUGGACUCGGCUUGGAUAAUAUAUCAUGUAUAGGACCUAACCUGUGGCCAUGUGGUGUUGCCCAGGUAUCCCGUAUCUGUGACCCCCCCCCCCCCCCCCCCAGCCUCCACGUGUUGUCAUUUUCUGUGGUAUUUGAUGCAUGGAGACAUUGCACACAAUCGCAUAGGAGCAUUCUCAGGCUGUCUGAGGAACCGGUCUGCUGGUAUGAAGGUUGGCUUUUGCACAGAGCCUUUUUGAAGUUCUUUUUAUUUUUGUGAUCAAAUAUAUGUUGAAUUCUUUGUUUGUUUGUAUGAUUUGGGUUUUUCAAUUCCAUUUUUCACAUCUGUACAGCCUUGCUGUCUCCAUGGGGAAAAAAAAAAAAAAAAAGGUGGAGUUCACCCAUCAGGACAGCAGAGGGCGCUGUAUAUGGUUACCUGACUAUGAGUCUAUGAAUGCCCGACAUUGAUCAACGCACUAAAAAAGCUCCGUAGCUUUUCAUGGCAUUUUUCCCUGUCCAGGGAGUGACCAAAGACCAGUUUUCUUUCUUUUGUUUCUUUUUUUUUUUUUUUUUUAAAUAUGUGUGUUUUUACCUCUUCAGUGUCUUUUUUAAUUUGCUGCCUUAUUGCUUGGUGCCCAGGAGACCGCUGACCUCUCUCCCGUGCUGGGAAGCCGCUAGUGUGUAGUGCAUUCUGGGCUGUGUUUUUGGAACAGAUCCCGUUGGCUAAGUUAGUUUACAGCCUCUUAUCUCAGAUGUCCUAUCCAGAGAGGCAAAAACUGAAAAAAAGAAAAAAUAUAGGGCUCAGCCUGACGAACCUGUGGCUUUGUUUUUGUUUUUGUUUUUUGUUGGUUUGUUUUUGUUUUUAUUCUUACGCGAACACAUCACAUGUCAAACAUGAGUUGAGCUCUACAUCUGAUUGUGCAGUGCAUCCACGGGCGCUGGUGGGUGCUGUCUCAGGACAGCACUUCGUCAGUCGCUCGUUGGGUUUCUUUGUUUUUGAUGUUUUUUGCCUUGUACUCUUCUUCAGAAGGGAGUUGCAAGUGUUCACUGUUUCUAACCCCCAUUGUGGUUGUUUAUGAUGGUGAUUAAAGUGAGAGGUCUUGGUGGAGCAUGAUGUGUGUGUAGAGACCAUUGUGUGUGCGUGUGCGUGUGUGUGUGUGUGUGUGCGUGUGUGUGCUGUGCACAGUGUACACUCCAGCCAAUCCCAAGCCCUUCUCCUCACCUCCCACUGCCCUGUCAUGACUAGACGUCCCGCCUCCCCACACCUUUAGCUUAAGCACCUGCCCUUGUCAUCUCAACCCAUCACAGUGUUAGAAGACAGCCAAUAGUUUUAUAACGUCUACCCACAUUUUAGGAACUCUUUGUUGUAGCUUGUGCAAUGGGACUGUGACUACAUGCUCUUGUAAUGAAAUGGGUACAUUCCUCCUCUUCCCCCAUCCCAGAAAAGAAAACAUAAUAUGUGUUAUUACAAAAUGAAUAUGUAAAAAGUAUAUGAAAAUAUGAAUAAAUAUGUUACAAUAUAA
This is a messenger RNA of Sardina pilchardus (European sardine), 4775 nucleotides long. It is a transcript of the gene fam91a1, whose product is annotated as family with sequence similarity 91 member A1. Gene Ontology annotation, biological process: intracellular protein transport. The transcript is spliced from 24 exons. The record is from RefSeq and is a predicted model, not a curated record. Lineage: Eukaryota; Metazoa; Chordata; Actinopteri; Clupeiformes; Clupeidae. Gene Ontology annotation, cellular component: trans-Golgi network; cytoplasmic vesicle. The coding region runs from base 210 to 2708 and encodes 832 amino acids.